Messenger RNA from Porites evermanni, 4869 nucleotides. The record is from the annotation of a GenBank genome assembly. NCBI's taxonomy places the organism in Eukaryota, Metazoa, Cnidaria, Anthozoa, Scleractinia, Poritidae.
UUGACGUUUCUGGGUUUGGAGACGCAUCGUACGGACAAUUACCGAAAAUGUCGGAUAAGCAGCAGUUGUUAGUACUAUUAAUUAUUUUGGGAGGAAGCAGUCUAGUGACGGUCGCAUUUGAGUGUACUGCUGGCGAGGGUUAUGAUGGAUGUGCUUGCUACGUGGAGAAAAAUAACACGAAGAUUUAUGUAAACCUUCUGCCCCUCAAGGAAAAUUCUUCCACACCAAGGUAGCAAUGCGAGAGUCUGUUUGCUUUGCUUUAUUUGCAAUGAAAGGUGAAAUGAGUUGCAUAUUUGUAUGUAUAGUCAAUAUCACGGGUGGUGGGUGUGGUGGUGGUGGUUUAGGAGUUAUUUCUAUGAUGGCAAGGAAACUUUCUGGUUCAGCAAAGACGUUGCAUUUAUAGCACUUGACAGGCAUAUGAAAGGCGUACCUUUUCUGCCAAAAAAUAGUAUAUAAAAGGGUAAGGGGUGGAACGUCUGGGCAGAGCCUCUCUAUAUAAAACUUUGUUGACUGCACCCCAACAGCUCUCCCUCCCCUUACCCCAUGGGGGUUGAUAUGAAGAAAUAGCAGUCUAAUCUCCAGCAGGGGACAAAUCUACAGUGUCACUGGGUAGUAGUACAACUGUCUCUUUUCCCCUGCUGCUAGCUGGCAUAUUAAUUAUGUCACUGGUGCUCUAAGAAUAUUGUACCACUAAAAAUUCUUUAACCAUACAACUGACAAAUUACUCAGCAGGGCCCAGUUGUUCGAAGGCUGAUUAGCGCUUAAACCAGGGAUAAAUUUAACGCGGGUUUCUUUUUCUUGUGUUCAAUGCAUUUGCUCGGAUAAUUUUCUCGGUUAUUUUAAGAGCUUCCAAUCAUCAACUUGUAGGCAAAAAGAAUUAAAACUAAAACGCCUUUUAAGAUUUCAAAUCUAAAUUCAAAUCUUGCACUAACCCUGGGUUAUCUUAACCCAGCUUUGAACAACUCGGCCCAGGUUUCUUUGAGCACCUGACAUUCAAUUAACUGGCCACUUGACAAUCUUGUCAGGGACACUAUCAAAGCUAGGUCUUGUCUUUGCUUGCAGAUUUACAGUCAAAGAUAAGGAUUUAUGGUUUAUUUCCUACAGUCCGUGUGGUGUAUUUAGUGAGUUUGCAAACAAGACCCGGCCUGGUGUUAAAUCAUGUGUUAAUGCCUCUGUAAGUACGCAGCUGGAAAAUAUAUUCACUCUACCACGGCUGAAAGAAUGUAGCUAACUAACAUGUUCUAUAUAUUUAUAUUUUUUUUAUUCACACUUUUAUUAUUAUUUUUAAAUAUUAUUAAUGCUUUAUUACAACACAUAAAGUGCAAAAUAUGUACGUACAAAUAAUGAAACAAAACAAAAAUAAAAUAGAAAAGGACAGAAACAAAAAACUUACAUAAUAACAAUGGAUGCGUGAGCGUAUCAUGUUAUUUCAGUAAAUAGUACAAAAUUUCAUUGUUCCAUGAUUUUUGUUAUUGUAACCAUUUUAUUUCCUACUUUUCAGGUUGCGAGAUGGACAAAUGAAUCUGUCCUUAGCUGUGAAAGUCUGGGUAAUGAUGCAAAUUCAGAGUUUGUUAGCUCUGUUGCAGGAGAUGCUGGAGGGAAUGUAAAGGCAAACCUCACCUUGAAGUUUAGGUUACAAAAUAUUAAAUGUGAUGUUUUUUCUCCUUUCUCUUGUUACUCAGUAUACUUAUUUUUGCACUUCGCAUGUCUUUUUUGCUGCUUCCCCUGAGCACUCUCACCAAGUCAAGAAUUUAGCUAAAUGAGGUCAUAUACCUUUUGCAUAAUACUUCAUUGUUAUUUAUAAUAUUGCAGGAGCGGAGCUGCUGAACGUCAUUCUGCUGUUAUUUCAUUGGUGUGUAACGAAACUCUGCCAGAAAACGAGACAGUGUUUGAAUACAUUAACACAGUGAAUAUUCCCACCGACAUAUAUGUAAGUGCCCUCACUUUUCCAGGACAUUCUUGCUUUCACAUUUUUAAAGCCAUGUUAAUAAUAGCAAGAGCACAGGAAUAGCAGAUCAAAAAUAGUAACUUUCAGGAAAAUCUGAUUAUCAAGAAUUCCAUUUUGGUUAAAAACAGAAAGUAGUUUCUGAGUUUAAAUAGGUUCAAAUAAAUUUCAUCCAGCUAAAAGAUCUUUAAGGGCUGGAAAGAAAGUUUAAGAAAAAAUAAGAAAAUGGUAAUAUUAAAACCAGGCUGAGUUCCAUAAUUUGAAUUAUGACAAUUUAUGAUAAAUACACGAAGUGGUGUCAAUUUCUAUCUGCAGUAUCUAGCAUUAACAAGUAAAUGCUGUUGCCCAGGAAAAUGUGGAACUCCUCCAGGUAAGAAAUAAGAUUUAAGUUUUAAUAUAUGCUACAGGCUCGGUGCAAAACAGAACAAUGUAUGUAGGUUAACAGAAAAUACAUUUAUUGCAUUACACUGCUGCCCAGUUUUGAUUUCUUUGAAUGAUACAGACAUUUCUUUUACAUAACAAGGAUUCCUCUGCAGGACUGACAGAGAUGAAAUCAGGUGCUACCAAGCUAAAUCGUAUAACAUUUUCUUUUAAAAUAUCACAGUUAAUGUCCCUGACUUGUUUCAGCAGUUGAUUCCCAGGUUAACCCUGAAACAUUCUAACAUUGUUUUUUUCUGGUUUAAUUUAUCUUCAGCACUUCCUACUCCCACAACCAAGCCAACAGGUCUGUUGAUCACAUUUAAUCUUUUAGCUUAAUUGUAUAACAUUUUCUUUUAAAAUAUCACAGUUAAGUCUGUGACUUGUUUCAGCAGUUGAUUCCCAGGUUAACCCUGAAACAUUCUAACAUUGUUUUUUUCUGGUUUAAUUUAUCUUCAGCAAUUCCUACCAAGCCAACAGGUCUGUUGAUCACAUUUAAUCUUUUAGCUUAAUUGUAUAACAUUUUCUUUUAAAAUAUCACAGUUAAGUCUGUGACUUGUUUCAGCAGUUGAUUCCCAGGUUAACCCUGAAACAUUCUAACAUUGUUUUUUUCUGGUUUAAUUUAUCUUCAGCAAUUCCUACCAAGCCAACAGGUCUGUUGAUCACAUUUAAUCUUUUAGCUUAAUUGUAUAACAUUUUCUUUUAAAAUAUCACAGUUAAGUCUGUGACUUGUUUCAGCAGUUGAUUCCCAGGUUAACCCUGAAACAUUCUAACAUUGUUUUUUUCUGGUUUAAUUUAUCUUCAGCAAUUCCUACCAAGCCAACAGGUCUGUUGAUCACAUUUAAUCUUUUAGCUAAAUUGUAUAACAUUUUCUUUUAAAAUAUCACAGUUAAGUCUGUGACUUGUUUCAGCAGUUGAUUCCCAGGUUAACCCUGAAACAUUCUAACAUUGUUUUUUUCUGGUUUAAUUUAUCUUCAGCAAUUCCUACCAAGCCAACAGGUCUGUUGAUCACAUUUAAUCUUUUAGCUAAAUUGUAUAACAUUUUCUUUUAAAAUAUCACAGUUAAGUCUGUGACUUGUUUCAGCAGUUGAUUCCCAGGUUAACCCUGAAACAUUCUAACAUUGUUUUUUUCUGGUUUAAUUUAUCUUCAGCAAUUCCUACCAAGCCAACAGGUCUGUUGAUCACAUUUAAUCUUUUAGCUAAAUUGUAUAACAUUUUCUUUUAAAAUAUCACAGUUAAGUCUGUGACUUGUUUCAGCAGUUGAUUCCCAGGUUAACCCUGAAACAUUCUAACAUUGUUUUUUUCUGGUUUAAUUUAUCUUCAGCAAUUCCUACCAAGCCAACAGGUCUGUUGAUCACAUUUAAUCUUUUUUCUUUUGCAUCAGUCCAUCAUGACCAGCAACAUUUUAGCAUUAAACUGGGACAUCAAGCACAUAGUGUGCUUAUAGUGUAACAUAGGUGGUAUUUGACUGGUAUUUUAACAUUUCCUGUCGCAAAUCUGGGCACCCAGAACUGAUCAGGACUUAAUGUUAGUAACAAACAAUGGUAAGAGUCUCUCAAAACACAGGGAUGGCAGAGCUGGGGUACGCUUUCCUUGCAGAAGAGUCUCUCAGCAUUUAAGUCACUUGUCAGCCUCCCCCUCCCCAUGUGGAAAAAUGUAAAUGUUCCACCAUCCUUGAUACGAACUUAGGGAUUUUUUGUAGUUAAUUUUUUUUUCCUUUGCUAUUUUUAGAAAACAAAUCGCCACCUUCAGGCUCCCUCAAAACCUGGGAGAUAAUAUUGAUUGUUGCUGCAGGUGUGGUAGUUCUUGUGCUGAUUGUUGUUGGAAUGGUUUGGUACUACUGUAAAAAGAAACCUGGAUAUGAAGCAGUUUAGGAACAGGAAUAAUGAUACUCUUUCUGCUGAGCUUAGUAGGAGUAAAACUCUGUUAUAUAUAGUAAUAACGAGGUGUAACUAAAAAAACUCAGCUGGAAAGAAUAUGGAAAGUAAAGAGGAAAGCUUGAAAUAAGUAGUAUUUAAAAUAAUAAUGUAAUUAAUAUUAAUUUCAUUUUUAGGCAGCAAAAUAUAGAAUUUCCAUUUAAAGUAGUACCUGAACACGAUAAUCAUUUCCUUAGAAUAAUAAUUUAUUUAAAAGUAAGCUUAACUCUCGCCAAGACAGACACCACUGGGAAUGGAAUGAAAUCAACCUCAGGUCUGCUAUCUUUCUUGACACUUGCUUUUCAAAAUAGCAUUUAUCUCUACUAAGAGAAUACAUGUUGCAUUUGUCAAACACAGCUGCCUUGUUAUUGCUCUGAUUGUCUUACUAUAGACAGGCUUAAUGAUGGUUUAUGCUGCAACAACUAUAGGUGUGUAGAAAAGUUCUCCAUUAUAUAGAGGUAGCAAUGAAAUUAAGGGAGUUGACUGUAUAACUAUUUUGUUUUUGUGAUUAUUUUUGUUUUUCAAUGAAAAGAUUUAGUGCUUCAGUUCAUAUGUGCCGUUUUUAACAAGAAAGGUAAGAAAAUCAGGGGC